This is a messenger RNA of Heterotrigona itama, 1507 nucleotides long. NCBI's taxonomy places the organism in Eukaryota, Metazoa, Arthropoda, Insecta, Hymenoptera, Apidae. The record is from the annotation of a GenBank genome assembly.
UUGGUUCUGUUAUCUGAUAUCGUUCAUGAUAUCCAAAGAAGAAAGAUAUCUGAAGAGAUGUAAAUGUAAAAACAGCAGUGAUAAUGUUAAAAUUAAAAUGGCAACAAUUAACUGUCGCAGACACUUUGAUAGAAAUCAAUUUUUCACUUGAAAUGGUAAUUGGUAAUUAUCUAGAUAACGUUGGAAAUAUGUUGAAUAUUUUUCGUGCAUAUGAUAAGAGAUUCAAGUAUACAAAACGAAAAAAAAACAGAUAAUUUGUAAAUAAUAUUUAUCGCACAAAUAAUAAUAUGCUCCCAUUACAUAAACUGAUAUUGAAUUCAAGCUGUUGUUUGCAAGAAACAAAUUGUUCCCUAACAUUGCGAAAACUUUUAGUGUGCAGCACCAUAUUUGAUAGUUGUCACGUGGACAAGACGUUGCUUCUUUCUCAGCAAUUCACAAGCAACUGCAGCCCAAGUGCUUAUUCCUUCCGUCGAUUUCGAUAUUAGAAGUUUCUUUUUUCUUUUUUCAACGAACGUGUCAUUUCCGUGGAUAACCUCGCGCCCUCUUAUCGAAAGCGAGCUCCUCCAUUAUUACGCGAUCUUGUCCAACGACUUGGUUGCAUCGUCUCGUCGCGAUACGAGCGUGUACACAUGUUUUGAUGAUUGCCUGUAACAAAUUAAAUCACUCUUCCCAGUCGAUCCAGUUUUUAUAAUGGUGGAUCCACAUUGGCCUUUCGCGAAUCGAAGCACCGUCGUAUCCGUCGUGUCAGCUUGAGAACAGAAUACUUGAGAGCAAAAGUUUCGUCACGGAUAAGAUGUUCGAUGUACACACUAAGUGCAAAGAUCAGCGUCGUCGAUCAUUCGUACUGACGAUUCUUUCGUUCUCUCUUUUUUCCUUUCUUUGAUUCUCUUUCAAUUGAGCGACCGUCUACCACGUCGAUGAGCGCACGAUCCGUAGACGACGAAUGACGCGCGUAGAAUCGCGGUCGAUAAAUACGUAUCUGCUGCCUGAUGACGCAGCGCGCACAGUCAACGAAAGGUAAUGCUUUGAAACGCGGAUAGACGAUUCGAAGGGGGGAAAGAAAGUCUCCUACUGCGCGUCUCGUGCAGUCGUGCUUUAUGCCCCGCGACCUCAGGAUUCCCGAUUUUUCGCUUUAAUUCGCGCGGGCACGCGGCCACUCGCGCUCGUCCAAAGAGCAGUCCAAAGAGAGACCCAACGGAGGAAAACAGAGGAAGAAGCUAUAAAAAGCCGGAAGACAAAGAUGAGGGCACUAGUCAACGUCAGCUUUUGUGUCGCAAUAGUCGUCGCAGCGAUGUCGUGCAGAUCUAACGGGCAAGUGUUGGGCGGGACGGAUUGGCUCAGAGGUCUCAACGAGAACAUCGAAGCUCUGAACAGAAACAUUCAGCAGAAUGUACAGCAACUGAACCAACGGAUACACGAAACGGUGCAAGAAAACUUGGCGCAUGUUCACCGAAUGACAGAAAAUCUGAACGAGGAACUAGGUGACGUACAAUAUCAUUUAAAUUAA